UGUGGAGACUUUUGGCUUUGGAUUUCAUUAUUUGAAGUCUAACUAGAGUUCAUCUACUUGUCUGUGUUGUCUGCAUGAUUACAUUUUACAAAUGAUCAUCUCUUUGACGGGUGCCUCUAUUGAUUUCUGCUUUAAUUCUAGGUUUUGGGCGUGGAUUGAUGCUUUCUUGUACAAAUUUCUCCUCUCCCCUGUUUCCAACUUGAAAGCUGUUUAAAAAUGGUUUUUAUCUUUUAUCGUCGGAUUAAGUUAGAUCGUCUAUUGAUCUUCUUUGGAGUAAGGCUUGAACAUAAGGUAGAAAGGCCAAAGAAAUGCACAUGAAUAAAUGCAAAUAUGAAUCACAAUUAAUGGUUCCCAAUAGCCGUGGAGUUAAAGCAUGUAUUUUCAUGGAAUUUCUGGAGCUCGGAUAGGGGGCAUCCAUGUCUAUUAAUCACGAAAAUAUGGAUCCCGUUAAACUUGAGGGCAAGUUUACUGCAAUGGUGGUAUGUUGGCUUCUCGGUAAUGGGUGCCUUUUCUCGUGGAACAGUAUGCUAACGAUAGGAGAUUACUACAGUGCCCUGUUCCCGAGAUAUCACCCGGCGAGGGUACUUACUCUUGUAUAUCAACCAUUUGCACUUGGAACACUGGCAGUAUUAGCAUACAAAGAGGCAACAUUGAAUACUAGGCGAAGGAACCUAUUCGGAUAUAUACUGUUUUUCAUUAGCUCUGCUUUGGUUCUAGUUGUGGAUUUAGCUUCAUCUGGGAAAGGAGGAAUUGGACCGUACAUUGGCAUAUGUGCCAUUAGCGGUGCCUUUGGAGUUGCAGAUGCUCAUGUUCAGGGCGGAAUGGUUGGCGAUCUUUCAUUCAUGCUCCCAGAAUUCAUUCAAUCUUUCCUUGCUGGUUUGGCUGCAUCCGGGGCUCUGACCUCCAGUUUGAGGCUAAUUACAAAAGCAGCAUUUGAGAGUUCUAGAGACGGCCUGCGCAAAGGAGCAAUUCUGUUUUUUGCUAUCUCUGCAUUUUUUGAACUGCUAUGCGUUCUUCUCUACGCAUUUGUGUUUCCAAAGCUACCGAUUGUAAAGUACUAUCGUUCAAAGGCCGCCUCAGAAGGAUCAAAAACCGUCUCAGCUGACCUUGUUGCCGGUGGCAUAUACAGCGAACCAGGGCAGCCUCAAGCCGAGGAAGACCCUAAACGAUUUGAGAGACUAAGCAACACUCAAUUGUUCCUACAAAACAUCGAUUAUGCACUUGACAUGUUUCUCAUAUACGCAUUGACACUGUCAAUUUUCCCCGGAUUCUUAUCUGAAGAUACCGGAGCUCAUAGCCUGGGUGGAUGGUAUGCACUUGUUCUUAUAGCGAUGUAUAACGUGUGGGAUCUCAUUGGGAGAUACAUACCGCUUGUAGAACUUUUUAAGUUGGAGUCCAGAAGAGGACUUACAGUAGCAAUUCUUUCGCGCUUCUUGCUCGUCCCGGCAUUCUACUUCACAGCAAAAUACGGGGACCAGGGCUGGAUGAUAAUGCUCACUUCCUUCCUGGGGCUAACCAACGGUUACCUCACCGUCUGUGUCCUUACUUCGGCUCCAAAAGGUUAUAAGGGACCAGAACAAAACGCCUUGGGGAAUAUACUUGUGUUGUUUCUUCUCGGUGGCAUAUUUGCCGGCGUUACACUCGACUGGCUGUGGCUCAUCGGCAAAGGGUGGUGAGCAUGGUCUCCGAAUUUUCUACGAGAAGUGGACUGCACUCCUGACAACUGGAGGAGCAGAAAGAAAGCGAUGUUUUACGACUUUUAUCAUUAAAGUUUUGUACAGUGAAAUUGUUUAGAUUCCUAGGUGUCAACAAUGUUAUGCCAGUCGAUAUUUCCUACGGUUGGAUUGCCUUUUUGACAAACUAGGCCCAAAUAAAUUCUCUCUUAUUUCAAAUUUGAAA
Molecule: messenger RNA, 1899 nt
Organism: Diospyros lotus (date-plum)
Lineage: Eukaryota; Viridiplantae; Streptophyta; Magnoliopsida; Ericales; Ebenaceae
Product: equilibrative nucleotide transporter 3-like
Exons: 10
Coding region: 417-1676 (419 amino acids)
Biological process (GO): nucleoside transmembrane transport
Cellular component (GO): plasma membrane
Molecular function (GO): nucleoside transmembrane transporter activity
Source: RefSeq, a predicted model, not a curated record